Guyanagaster necrorhizus is the source of this 1113-nucleotide messenger RNA. RefSeq lists its product as uncharacterized. The record is from RefSeq and is a predicted model, not a curated record. Lineage: Eukaryota; Fungi; Basidiomycota; Agaricomycetes; Agaricales; Physalacriaceae. The transcript has 3 exons. The coding region runs from base 126 to 869 and encodes 247 amino acids.
CGGAGAGGCGGGAUCAGGUCCAACUUUUUACCACUACUAUCCCCUUCUCCCUUUCUUUUGCUCUCGCUGUUCUUGCUUUCGAUAACCGUGCAUCGCUAUCCCUCAUUUAGACUGCUCACAUCAAAAUGGCCUCAACCAUGGAAGCAGGUGUACUCUCCCGGGCGGCACAGCGCAAACAGAGGCUCUUGGAAAUUGAGAAUGAACAGAGGAUGGAAGAUGCGGAAGCGCUGAAGAUGACGGAGGAACAACGGCAGGUAUUGCUACGCUCAUUUGCGACCGUGACUUCCGAAUUCUUUCCUCUCGAUGGGCUGCAAUGGACACCAGUAUCGUUGAACAAGCGCAUACAGGUGAUGAAGCGAGUGGCGACGAAGGAAGCAGCCCCGACGACCGCCUCGGAUGACCGGCCCAUCUUUGCACCUGCCUCGCCCCCGCCACCAGCUCUUGCUUCCAUCACAAACGCCACUCUCGGGUCCGCAGAAGACACUAUACGCGUGUCGUCAGCGUCGAUGUCUGCAUUCCUGACGUCUUACUAUGCCUCUCCUUCUCGCAGCGGGGAACGGUCCAGGUCGCCUGUCAAGGGCCUGUUUAUGGAGGAAGACGGGAAUCCCUUCGUCAACGAGGCAGACGAAACGACUAUCCGCGGUCGUCUCAGUCGAAAGUCAGAGACCUCUUUGCCUGCGCCUAUAUCCACGUCAGCCAAACCGUUGGACGACGAUGAGCUACGCACGCCUAUCGCGCCAUUUCAUUCUAUAUCUUUCAAGCAGAUCCAUACCUCUCUUGAACAAUCCAUCCCUACACCCUGUCCGUCGAGGAAGAGGAGACUAGAUGGAUCUCCUUCGACUGGCACGAAGCGUUUACAUCACAUAUAGCUAUCCUUAUUGCUAUUUUGCUCAACCCCCCACGUAAAUACCCAGCCGCGCAAUGUAUAUGGAUUUACCGAACAUGAUAUGGGUUGUUAAGACAUUAUCCAUAGGCAUGAGUACCCACCUAUCUGCUCUCACAGUACUACGCGGUCACAUGCAGUUGCAUCAACUGAUCAUGAUAUCUUGAUUGUAUAGGGUCCAUCCUGAAUACUGGAUAGUAACAAGCGAAAUAUGUGGGAAAUCUGUGGAG